This is a messenger RNA of Pistacia vera, 3520 nucleotides long. Its product is annotated as kinesin-like protein KIN-UC. The transcript has 21 exons. Lineage: Eukaryota; Viridiplantae; Streptophyta; Magnoliopsida; Sapindales; Anacardiaceae. Gene Ontology annotation, biological process: microtubule-based movement. The record is from RefSeq and is a predicted model, not a curated record. Gene Ontology annotation, molecular function: microtubule binding; ATP binding; microtubule motor activity. Bases 110 to 3466 code for a protein of 1118 amino acids.
UCAGUUUUAAUGUUUCUUUAUGUUCCAAACUUCCUCUUCUUCAACGGCUUUUGACACUUUCUCUUCUAACGCCAACACUUAAUGUUCUUUCUCCCCCAUUUCAAUUUCGAUGGCUACUCCGAGAGCAACUCAGAGAGCACCGGCUUCUGAAAAACCUCAACAUAAUCACAUUCCUUCGCAUUCUUUGUCCAAAAGCUUGAACAAUGGACCUUCUAAUCUACACUCUGCUCCUCCUCGUUCGUCUAAAGAAAGAACCUCUUCUUCUAGACGUUCUGUCACUCCCAAUUCUCGUACUCUUUCUAACAACAACAACAAUGAUGAAGAUUCUGGAAGGGUAAGGGUUGCUGUCAGAAUUCGACCAAGAAAUGCUGAGGACCUGAUCUUGGAUGCUGAUUUUGCUGAUUUUGUGGAGCUGCAGCCUGAGCUGAAGCGAUUGAAGUUGAGGAAAAACAACUGGAGCAGCGAGUCUUACAGAUUUGAUGAAGUUUUUACUGAAACUGCCUCUCAAAGGCGUGUCUAUGAAGUAGUGGCAAAACCUGUAGUUGAGAGUGUAUUGGAUGGAUAUAAUGGGACAGUCAUGGCCUACGGUCAAACAGGUACUGGCAAAACUUACACAGUUGGUAGACUGGGUAAAGAAGAUGCAUCUGAACGUGGUAUUAUGGUUAGAGCUUUAGAAGACGUUAUUGCCUGUACUUCCCUUACCUCUGAUAGUGUUGAAGUCUCAUAUGUGCAGUUAUACAUGGAAUCCAUACAAGAUUUGUUUACUCCAGCAAAGAUUAAUAUCCCAAUUUAUGAAGACUCCAAGACCGGAGAAGUCUCGUUGCCUGGUGCAACAGUAGUUAAAGUUCGAGAUCUUGAUCAUUUUUUAGAGCUCCUGCAAGUUGGUGAAGCAAAUCGUCAUGCAGCCAACACAAAGCUCAAUACUGAAUCUUCACGCAGCCAUGCAAUUCUAAUGGUUUAUGUUCGAAGAUCUAUCCAGGAAAAUGUAAAUGAAAUUACUUCUCAACGGCAAGACACAAGAACUGAUUUACUAGGUAGCAGCAUACCUAUGGUUAGAAAAAGCAAGUUGCUGAUUGUAGAUCUCGCAGGGUCUGAAAGAAUAGACAAAUCUGGCAGCGAAGGUGCCUUGCUUGAAGAGGCUAAGUUCAUUAAUCUUUCUCUUACGUCCCUUGGAAAAUGUAUAAAUGCAUUGGCUGAGAACAGUCCACAUAUACCUACAAGGGAUUCUAAGUUGACAAGAUUGCUUCGGGAUUCUUUUGGAGGUUCUGCAAGGACUUCACUGAUAGUAACAAUUGGCCCGUCUGCACGUCAUCAUGCAGAGACCACAAGCACUAUAAUGUUUGGACAAAGGGCAAUGAAAAUAGUAAACAUGGUAAAGCUUAAAGAAGAGUAUGAUUAUGAAAGUUUAUGCCGGAAACUUGAGACUCAAGUAGACCAGCUUACUGCAGAAAUUGAAAGGCAACAGAAGGUCCAGGAAAAUGACAAGAAUGAAUUAGAAAAACAGCUUAGAGGGUGUCGCAAUUCCUAUGAUAAAGAAAAAAACAACCUAGUCACUCAAGUAGAACAUCUUACUGCAGAAAUUGAAAGGCAACAGAAGUUGAGAGAAAAUGACAAGUAUGAGUAUGAAAAGCAGUGCAGGGAGUGUCAAGACUGUUAUGAUGAAGCAAGGAAAAACCUAGCCUCAAGGUGUGAGUUACUGGAGAAGGAAAAUGCUCAACUAGAUCUGGAGAUGAAAGACUUCUUAAGUGAAUUAAACCGUCAAAAAGAUCACAACAACUUGAUGCAUGAUAAGGUUUCACAACUAGAAACAAGUUUGAAACAUAGCAAGCAACACCAGCUUGAAAAUUCUACAUAUCAGAAAGUACUGGCUGACACCACCCAGAUGUAUGAGAAGAAAAUAUCAGAAUUAAUGAAGCAGCUAGACAUUGAGUGUGCCCGCUCUGAAAGUGCUGAAGAACAUCUUGAUGUAAUGAAGAAGCUGGUGAAUGAUCAUGAGAAGACAAUUAAGAUGUAUGAGAAGAAAACAGCAGAACUAAUUAGGCAGCUGGACAUUGAGUGUGCCCGGUCUGAAAGUACCGGGGAACAGCUCAAUAUAAUGAAGAAGGGGAUGGAUGAUCACCAAAAGUCGAUUAAGCAAUAUGAGGUUGAAAAUUCUACAUAUCAGAAGGCACUUGCCGACACUACUCAGUUGUAUGAGAAGAAAAUAGCAGAGCUGAAUAAGAAAUUAGAGGAUGAGCAUGCCUGUUUUGAAGGGGCACAAGAAGAGUUGGACCUGACAAAGAAGCUUCUGAAUGAUUAUCAGAACUCAGAGCAGGGGCAGAAUGAGAUCGAUGAACUUCGGGUGAAGUUACCGGAAAUGUAUCAGCUGCAUGAAUCUACUGUUAAUGAGCUUCAAUCCUUGAAAUCAGAAUGUAAAAAUUUACUUGAAGAGAAGGAAAAACUGAGUGAAGAGAUCCAAGGUGCAAGGCAAAGACUUCUAGUUGAAGAGAAGCAGAGGAAGGCUUUGGAAUAUGAGCUGGUCAAACUAAAGAAGACUGCACCAGAAAAUGAAGAUGAUUUUGAGGACAAGAAACCAUACGCAAAGGAUUACAUCAGUAAAGGAUCUUCGGGAGCUGUGACCCCAAUUGGCUUACACAGGUCAAAUCCAUCGAGGGAUAUGCAAUCUGGUCAAAGGGCCACGAUUGCAAAGAUAUGUGACGAAGUUGGGCUUCCGAAGAUAUUACAGUUGUUAACAUCUGAAGAUCCAGAUGUGCAAAUCCAUGCUGUGAAAGUGGUUGCCAAUCUUGCUGCUGAAGAUAUUAAUCAAGAGAAAAUAGUGGAGGAAGGUGGUUUAGAUGCUUUACUUUUGCUGCUACGAUCAUCCCAAAAUACAACUAUUCUUAGAGUGGCUUCUGGUGCAAUUGCCAAUUUGGCAAUGAAUGAGAUGAACCAAGGCCUAAUAAUGAGCAGAGGAGGUGCUCAGCUACUAGCAAAGACAGCAGCCAGAACUGAUGAUCCACAAACUCUUAGAAUGGUAGCUGGUGCACUUGCUAAUCUUUGCGGAAAUGAAAAAUUACACGUCAUGCUGAAAGAAGAUGGAGCCAUCAAAGCACUUCUGGAAAUGGUGAAAUGUGGGAAUGGUGAUGUCAUUGCACAGAUUGCUAGAGGAUUGGCUAACUUUGCAAAAUGUGAAUCACGAGGAAUCUUUCAUGGAUACAAAAAGGGGCGUUCACUUCUAAUGGACGAUGGUGCUCUCCAAUGGUUGAUUUCCAACUCUAAUGUCAACUCAGCUUCAACCCGGCGCCAUGUUGAGCUUGCCCUUUGUCAUUUAGCACAAAACGAGGACAAUGCUAGAGACUUCAUAACCAGUGGUGGGGCGAAGGAACUUGUACGAAUAUCGGUUGAAUCAAGUAGGGAAGAUAUCCGCAACCUAGCGAAGAAGACACUGAAGUUGAGUCCGAAAUUACAAGCUGAUGUACAUGCUUAAUACCAAAAAUAUGUACAGAUUGUGGCAUUCUGAUAGUUUUGUUUCUGUAAUAUA